AUGGAGUGUUUGUUGUAUGAAACAGAGCGAAAGAAAAGGACUGAUUGCGACUCUCGACACGGAUGUUUGCUUCGCUGCACGGUGGACAGACGUUCUCUCUAUUCAUACGAUCCUAUUCGACAAAUCUGGCAAAAUCACUGCUUGUCUGUAAAAGGGUUGAUUUGCAUUUCGAUUUUAGUUUGCGGACCGAGUGGAGUCGGAAAGACAACCUUGAUAAAGAAACUCAUGCAAAACUACCCAGAUCGCUUCGGGUUUUGCGUUAGUCACACAACGCGUCCCAAACGCAAAGGAGAACGAAAUGGAAUCGAUUACCACUUCACGACGCCAGAAAUCAUCCAGAAAGAAAUUCAACAAGGAAAUUUUAUCGAACACGCCGUGGUUCACGGAAAUAUCUAUGGAACCUCGUUUUUGAGUGUAGAAGACGUUAUCCGCAAUAACCGCAUUUGCAUAUUGGACAUUGAUGUCCAAGGAGUUCAAAAUAUACUGAAAAGGGUAGCAGAUGCAACCACCAUUCUCAUUCUUCCUCCAAGCAUCGAGGAAUUAUCAAGCAGACUCCACAAGCGCAAUACAGAAAAUGAAGAAACCAUUCAGCUCCGAUUGAAAAAUAGUGUUACAGAGAUGGAAAAAGCCUCUCAUAUCCCGUUUACAAAGGUCAUUGUAAACAAAGACAUCAACGAAUCGUACCAAGAACUGGAGCAGUCCAUUUCUCACUUUUUGGAUUCGUUUGUUUACUGUAUCAAAUUCAAAACAAAAAUGUAUAUAUAUAUAUAUAUAUAUAUAUAUAUAUAA
Molecule: messenger RNA, 789 nt
Organism: Blastocystis hominis
Lineage: Eukaryota; Bigyra; Opalinata; Blastocystidae
Exons: 2
Coding region: 1-789 (262 amino acids)
Biological process (GO): purine nucleotide metabolic process
Cellular component (GO): cytosol
Molecular function (GO): GMP kinase activity
Source: RefSeq, a predicted model, not a curated record